AUGGCAGGGAACAGGUGCGGGGCGUGCGGGCAGGAGCUGGAGUCAGACAACCUACUGAGAAUCCAUCUGUAUCGCAAUGAUACGUGCAGGGACACGAUGCUCGAGAGGCUCGAGAGUAGGGCGAUGGAGGCGUUGGCGGAGGCUUUGGCCGAGGUGAGAAAUAGCCCGCAUCAUUCGGACAGUGAGUCAGUCCCGGGCAGCCCCCACUCCGCCGACUCGCUGUUCAGAUAUUUGAGAGAGUUUCCCGAGCACGCGGAUUUUGUGCGCGGGUACGUGUCGACGUCGGACGAUGGAUCUGUAUCCACAGUUGGCGACCUGUUCAACACCCUGAACGAGCUGUACCUGUUCUUCAAGGACGCUGAUUUGUCGGACAGAGAAAUAAAUAGAGUGUUGCACAUAUUCAACCACCCGGGAUACGAUCCUGCAGCGGUUCGGCGCUGGCAGAACGUCGCCGACGUGAGGCGGUUUGGGGAGGAACACGCGCCGGACGACAUGGUGCCGUGGCUCAAGGCAGAGAUUGAGGUGCGGGGCCCCGGAGGAAGGUCUCAGAUGCUGGAACUGCUGUACAAGGACACCAAGCUGGCGGAACUGCCGGAGGAGGAUUCUAUGGUGCUGGGUGUCAUCUCGUACAGCGACAGCACUUACGCGUCGGGGAACGGACGCCUACAGGCAUGGCCAAUGUUGAUGGGUUUGGUCAAUGUCCCGGAGGAGUUACGGUGGCGUGAGCCUGGGCACGCGCUAGUGGGUGUGCUCCCUUUUCCGCCAGAGUGGGCAUCUGCGACGGAGAAGACGCCGGAGUAUCAGGAGGCGUAUCGCAUCGUGAUGGGUCCGCUCAUUCCACCAUCCAACGUGCAGAGCGUUCUGGAGCGCUGGAACUUCUCUGAGACGAAGUGGGGUAACGUCUUCCUGGCGGUUGUUGGCGACAUAUUGCAUGUGCUGGAUUCCGGGGUGCUGGUGCAUAUGGCCACCUGUUUCAUGGAGGGGAAGACGAAGGCCGAGAUUCGGGGGUUUGAUCACCGCAAGUUUGGCGUGAAGGGCGAGACAAGGAAUGUCUUGGUGCGCAUCCCGGGUGGCUCCACCUUUUUCCGCAGCGGGGCGAAUUACGCGGCGUUCGAGUAUCGUGGCAUGAUGCAGGUUUUCCCUAUUGUCAUUUCCGACCUGUGUGUGGGGCGCUCUGCGGAGGAAAGGGACCAGAGGGAUAAGGAGGUUCGUGCCUUCCGCUACUAUGCGGUCUUCUACAAGUCCCUGCUGGCUGGCACCGUGAAGGGCCCCGUGCGCGGAAGCAACUGGAAAGACAUACCAAGCAGGAUUGUCGAGGAGGAGACGCAACGCGAGAUCACUCGGGAGAUUGCAGCGCUGUCAGGAGGAGGGAGAACUUACUACACCGCCCUGCGAGAGGCUGUGCGCAGCAUGAAGCCCGCGCUGACCCGCACCAGCAAGGCCAUGUGUCUCAUGACGGCAGACGAUCCACUGCGGAUGCUGUACAGGGAGACGGUGGGCAGUGAGUUUGACAACAUGGCGACACUCAUGGCUGCGGAAGGCCUUCAGACUUCACGUGUGUUGGUGCACACCGCAGUGGCCAUCCCUAGCACGAAAGGGGGGUACUUGGUUCCGAAGGCGAUGUUCGUGAAAGCAAGCCCGAAGGAGAACUGGUUCACCGACAUUGCAAUACCGGGAGAGAGGGAGGAGGAGGAGGAGGAGGAGGAGUGGUGGUAUGCGCGGUGUCUCUGUAUUUUCAGGGCGGUGAACUACAGCGGGGAGGAAGGUGCAUAUGUAUUCGUGAAGUAUUACGAGGAGGAGGGGGUGUGUCCCCAGACACUUUGCCCCCAAUUGGUGCCGGGGCGGAAGGAGGCCACGCACGGGAUCAUUGAAGUUGCAUCGAUCGAGCGCAUUGUCCACGUGUGCAAGUCCUUUACUAAUCCUAGAGUCAGGCUACUCAAUAGGUUUGCACUCAUCGACUGA
Molecule: messenger RNA, 1962 nt
Organism: Closterium sp. Naga37s-1
Lineage: Eukaryota; Viridiplantae; Streptophyta; Zygnematophyceae; Desmidiales; Closteriaceae
Source: the annotation of a GenBank genome assembly